AUCAACACACCAAACGCUGAUAAAAAUAUCUAUGGAAAUUCGCAAGUGAAUUCAUCGUUGGAAAUGACUCGCUUGAAUAGCAACACAAACAAUGAACAGCCGUCAAUGUUUUCACAAAAUCUGGAGCGAAGUUCAUUACUCAGAGUGCCACAAUACACGCUGCAAGAUAUGGAGUUUGUGGAAGAGUUGGGAGAGGGGGCAUUUGGCAAAGUGUACAAAGGGCAACUGACACAAAUCAAUGGCGAUAAGAUAUUUGUAGCCGUCAAAGCAUUGAAAGAAAAUGCAUCGCUUAAAACGCAACAGGAUUUCAGACGUGAAAUUGAACUUAUAUCGGAUUUGAAACACGACAAUAUCGUUUGCAUUUUGGGCGUAGUACUCAAUAAAGAGCCAUAUUGCAUGCUAUUUGAAUACAUGUCAAAUGGAGAUCUACACGAAUUUCUUAUCGCCAACUCCCCCAGCGAAAAUAAAUCGCUGACACAAUUGGAAUUUUUAAAGAUAUCAUUGCAGAUUAGUGAAGGCAUGGAAUAUCUAUCCGGCCAUCAUUAUGUACAUCGCGACUUGGCUGCGCGAAAUUGCUUGGUUGGCGAUAAACUCACAGUGAAAAUAUCUGAUUUUGGACUAUCACGAGAUAUUUACAGCUCAGAUUAUUACAGGGUACAAUCAAAAUCGCUUUUGCCAGUGAGAUGGAUGCCGUCCGAAUCGAUUUUAUAUGGCAAAUUCACCACUGAGAGUGACGUCUGGUCAUUUGGCGUUGUAUUAUGGGAAAUAUAUAGUUAUGGCAUGCAGCCAUAUUAUGGUCACAGUAAUCAGGAGGUUAUAAAUUUGGUACGCUCGCGCCAAUUACUUUCAUGUCCUGAGGCAUGCCCAACAGCUGUUUAUUCGCUUAUGAUCGAGUGUUGGCACGAACAGUCCGUCAGAAGACCUUCCUUCUCAGAAAUCGCACAUCGUUUGAAGGUGUGGCAUCAAGGGCAACUCAAAUUGAAUUCCACACCGACACUAUCAAUUAAAGCUUCCCCGAAUACUUGAAAUUUAGUUUAACCAAAAAUAAUUGUACUUUUUUUAUUACAUAAGAAAAAAUUAAGUAGUCUUUUGGUAGUAUUUGUACAUUUAUACGUAUAUUGUAUAACACAUAAGGGAAAGACGAACACACAUUUCAUGCACAUAUAAGGAUAUUGAAAAAUACAUUAGUAAACUCAUUCAAAAUUUCUUGAAAAUAUAUUAAAAUGAUUUUUAUUAAAU
Rhagoletis pomonella (apple maggot) is the source of this 1239-nucleotide messenger RNA. Its product is annotated as tyrosine-protein kinase transmembrane receptor Ror-like. Gene Ontology annotation, molecular function: transmembrane receptor protein tyrosine kinase activity; ATP binding; protein binding. Gene Ontology annotation, cellular component: membrane; signaling receptor complex. The record is from RefSeq and is a predicted model, not a curated record. NCBI's taxonomy places the organism in Eukaryota, Metazoa, Arthropoda, Insecta, Diptera, Tephritidae. Gene Ontology annotation, biological process: protein phosphorylation; positive regulation of kinase activity; multicellular organism development.